AUGCUGGAACCCUAUCCUCGCUACUCGGCAGGAAACGAACGUGAUAUGUCAGUGUCAGCAUUCGGCGACCCUUUCGGUGAUGUAUCGGGCAAUUCAAGUUUCAAUCCAAAUGACGACCCAUUCGCUGCCUUUACCGCACCACCUGAUACUACUUCGGCUAGUCAUGGCGAUCCAUUUGGGGUCGACAUGCCUGGGAGCAGUCCAUCGGAGAAUGUGCCUUCAGCUGACGAUUCUACCCCACAGAAUCAAAAUGAGAGUGAAAUAGGUGAAUCACCCGCGAAAGGUGACGAUAUCGCAAACUCUGCUGAUACAUACCUUUUUGGAUCGUCGAGUCAAGACACUAGCACUGUUCCUCAGAUCGUGGCAACGGAUGACAACGACUCCUUGGGGUCCGCUGUAGAAUCUGUACCGUUCCCCUGUACGGAUAAGAAAGUUGUAGGUCCGAGCUCCUCCAUCCCAUUACCAUCGGAUGUUACAAGCAAAAAGUCGCCUGGCCGAUCUCCAGGAUCCGGCAAAAGAAACAAAUUAAAACAAAAGCAGUCAAUUCCGACCUACGAUCCGCCACCGUACUUCGCAGAUGCAGAGCCCCUGGAAUCGAACGUCACCCCAGCAGAGCAACCUGCGACUGGUAAUCAGGAUCAGCCACCACAACCAUUGGGCUUAACUGAUUCCGACCAGCUUCAACUAGCGAUGGAGCAGAGUCAGAAGGAGAUGUCUCCUGCUGAAAGAGAGGCCGCAGAAUUGGAAGCCGCGAUAAAGGCAAGCAUGAUGGAUCAAUGAAGGUGCAAGUAUAGCUAUGUAACUGCAUCUAUGCCAACGAUACCAAAUGGGGCGGCAGCCUCAAGCAGAAUCACCAUCUAGAGUAUUUUUGCAUGUAUAGUAUACUUUCGAAGGAACAUGUACUAAGAGUAGAUGAGAGCUACGUACAAAACCUA
Messenger RNA from Sphaeroforma arctica JP610, 935 nucleotides. RefSeq lists its product as hypothetical. The record is from RefSeq and is a predicted model, not a curated record. NCBI's taxonomy places the organism in Eukaryota, Ichthyosporea, Ichthyophonida. Bases 1 to 780 code for a protein of 259 amino acids. The transcript is spliced from 5 exons.